This is a messenger RNA of Clonostachys byssicola, 864 nucleotides long. The record is from the annotation of a GenBank genome assembly. NCBI's taxonomy places the organism in Eukaryota, Fungi, Ascomycota, Sordariomycetes, Hypocreales, Bionectriaceae.
AUGUCUCCCAAAUCCUUCUGGGCCACCCUGGCCAUUUCGGUGGCUCUGGCGGGUGCUGCCGAGUGGAAGGACUUUGGUCCUGCUGAGUUCCUGUGGCCAACCGACCGUGUUUGGUCGGCAGAGCAGGACAACACCGCCCCUUGCGGUUCGAUAGCAUCGCCCAAUAACACCAACCGAACUGAGUUUCCAAUGACUAAUGGGCGAGUUGCUCUCGUGGCCCAAGAUGAGUCGUACAACAUCACGCUCAGCAUCUCUUAUUCAGAUGAUCCCAAGAGCAACAGUGACUUCACGACUUUGAUCUCGCCGUCUAAAUUCAAGGAGAUGGAGCUUGGCCACACUUGUGUCGACGUCACCGACCCUCCAAAAUCGGUCACUUCUGGAGACUAUGCAACUCUGCAAAUCAUUUACGUCUCGCAGUUUGACCACAACGAGAACGAAACCUUCUAUGCGUGUGCCGACAUCAAAUUCGUCGAAGCGAGUGCCUUCAAGACAACGAUCCCCUGUUUCAACGCUACAGAGGAAGACGACGGUAAUACCACGAACGAGUGGACAUACCAUCACACGAGCACCGCCGCGUCUUCAGCAGCCUCAUCCACCUCUACCUCAAGCUCCUCUCAGAAUUCAGCAGAUGGUAGCAACAACGGCAGCUCUAGUGGUGGUAGCGGUGGUCUCUCCAAGGGUGGAAUUGCUGGCGCAGUAGUCGGCUCUGUCGUUGGCGCUUGUUUGAUUCUCGCUGCCGCUUUGUUCUUAUAUCGCCGCAAUGCGCAGAAGAACAGGGUAAUUAGACAGCAGAAGUUCGAGCAGGGUCUUGGCAAAGACUCAGCCUCGACACCGAGCGUUGGCAUGAAUAACCUGUCUAAGUAA